GCUUUAGCAGAGCUCGUAAGCGAUAGUACGAGGAAUCCUGUGCAACAAACUCAUCAACAAAUGCAGGUUAUCCAGUCACAGACAGAGUCACAGCAGCAGGCGCCCCUUCGACAACCCCAGCAAAUGCCAAGACAAAUGCGUCCACAGAUGCAGCAGAUGGUUCAUCCCCAAAAUCUGGCUUUUCAGCAACAGCAACAGUGGAAAAGUAUGCGACAACGGCAACCAUCAACAUCUCGUCCUGGAAUGGAUAACAUAAAACCCCUGGUGGAAGUCAAGCUUGAAAACCCGGCUGAAUUUCCAAUUGAUAGUAAUGCCUUAACCGCAAUCAAUGCCAGACAUCAUCCCCAACUGCAGUUCCGCCAACAGCAAAUUGCUGCAAUGUCAAAUUUCCAUCCUGAAGCCAGCAAUCAAUUUAGACAAUUGGCUUCCCUUCAAAUUCCUCAAGUCCAGACACAGAGCAUGGGCACUGUCAGGGCUCCGCCGGUGAAGGUUGAAGGUUUUCAGGAACUGAUGGGAGGGGAUGCUACGCUAAAGCAUGAUUCAGAGGAAAAUAAAUCUACCUCUCCUCCAAAGUAAAAAAUACAAAAUAUAGCUAGGGGGAUAAUGAUUGGUGAGUUAAACUAUAAAAACAUUCCCAGCUUCAUAGCCUUGGUACUAAUAAUGCACUUUUGUUUUUAAUUUUUAGACGUCUUUGUUGUAGAAAUUAUCUUCUUCUCCUGUAUAUUUUAUAGUUUAAAUUUAUGUAUAUAAAGCUUGAAGGAUGGGAUGAAACUUUCCAUGGAGGAGAUUGAAGUUAUUAUGCCAACAUUUUGUCAUAAAUAUACAUCAGGUUGGCUGAACCUUUUCGUUGUAGUUGUCUUCUCUUGUAUAUGUCCUAGUUUAAGUUUAA
Camellia sinensis is the source of this 889-nucleotide messenger RNA. RefSeq lists its product as uncharacterized. Lineage: Eukaryota; Viridiplantae; Streptophyta; Magnoliopsida; Ericales; Theaceae. The record is from RefSeq and is a predicted model, not a curated record.